CUCAAUUGCCAGCUGUCCAAAACAACACAUGGACUUUCAUUAAAAACAAAAAAAACAACUUACAGUGUUAUACACUAAAUACUAAAAUAGUUCUUACAGCAGCUAAAUGCUUCUUUGUAUUCUUUUUUAAGUCAAGGCCAGUUUUCCAGCAGUGGCCAUAUCGUCCUCGUUCUUAGAAAGAAUCCUACUGAGCUUUCUGUAAUUUUAUCCAUCCUCCAUGGCUUGACUAAUGUUAUUCAGGUGGCUGAUGGAAACUAUUUCCUGAAAUGUUGUAUAUGACAAACAAUUUAGCACUCUUGCUCCCCCAGCAGGUGGAUAUGGAUAUUGAUAUAUAAAAUUAGUCGGCUUAACAGGGAAUAACACCUCCCAGUAUAAUAUAAGAUUAACAUUUUUGUACAGUAAAAUUUCUUGCACUAUAUGUGUGGCGACAGACACUACAGUGGUGCUUGAAUUCAUUCUGAUUUCUCUAACAAAAACUUUUUUUAAUGUAUUUAUAAAGGAUUAUUAGAAGCUUUGUUAAAACUAGCUUUUGUUAAAUGAACAAAAAUACUGGCUUCAUCCUCUGUACCUCCUUUCUCCUGAGCUCCUUCCACGUCAUCUGUACAAAGUAUUUAGCAAAGGAAUGUCUGAUAUCUGAAACAGUUGUUAAUUGCAAAGUGACACAAGAUCUCAAAAAAAAAGUGUCUAUUUGUGUCUCGUCAGCCAGACGCCAGUAAAAAAUCAGACAAUGUCAAAGGUCGUCCAAGAGGUAUGCUAUUGGACAUCAGUCUGAGUCAAAUCACAAACAGCUGACCUCAACGACCUGCUUAAUACAGCAUGAAAAAACAUUAAGUUCAUUAGUUUAAAUCAGACUUUAAAGGGUAUUCAGUCAAAUCGAGUUAAACAAUUACGGCACACAUUUUCUUCUCAGUUCUUCCACUAUUUCAUUAAGAGGUCUAAAAAGUGUCAGAUUAAAUAUACUACAAACCACAAGGGUGAACUGACCGUUCCCAACAAUUCAGGAUGUGGUAACACUUUAUUUUAAGGAGUCCAUAAUACAGAGUAAUUUCCUAGUAAGUACUUAGCAGUAGCCGAUGUAUUUAUGUAAAACAAAAUGUACUUACCACUUAACUGUUAUGGAACAUACCUUAACUGUCUUCUAGAACACCAAAACAUUAUAAAACAUAGUGCCAGAAACAAGAAUCCUUGCACCUCCCUAGGACAUGUCGUUAAAACCACAUGAUAACAACCUGCCGGCAUGGAGUGCUAAAUGACCAAACCAGACUGAGUCUUGAGUCUAAACCAUUGGCAGGGGUGUAGAAUUAGUGACAGCUGAGCAAACUGACCUCGCCAUUCCCCAGCUGAGCUCCCACUUCUCCCCCUUUACUUGAUUGUGUCCUCAGACCUGGGUCAGUUAUUCAUUGCUUAAACCUCAGAAGAACACAGGGCUAGCUUCCAUACCACUGUUCCCAUAAGAUCCACUCCUGGGUCAUGGCUGUUCACAGACGUACAUCAAAGAUGGCACUGUACCUUGUUUGGACCCUGAUGGGCUUCAGUCUGAGUGCGCCUCCAGUUACUUUUGUUCCUGCAGCAUAUGACCUGGACAAUUACGAUGACCCAAACACAUGGGAUAUAAACACGUAUGGAUUGACCUAUGAUUAUGACGACCUGGAUGAGGAGGUUGGGACGCUGGCUCCUCCAGCAGUCACCCAGCCACCUGUUAUAGUUCCUCCAGAGGACUAUGUGGAGGAAGUGACACUGCCGCCCCCUCCGAAAAAUUCACCUGUCCCUUCCACUCUAGACUUCCAUGGUCCAGGCCUGUUUGGGCCUGACACAGGUUUAGGCAUGCCCUCCUGCCUACUGUGUGUGUGUAUCAGUGGCAGUGUGUACUGUGAUGACUCAGAUCUGACUCAGAUUCCCCCUCUGCCCAAAGAAACCACACACUUCUACGCUCGCUUCAACAAGAUCUCGGAGGUCAGGGCAACAGACUUCAUCAAUCUCAACCAGCUUAAAAGGAUCGACCUGAGUGGAAACCAGAUAAGUAAAGUGAACGAGGAUGCUUUUCGCUCAGCGCUUCAGCUUCAGGAUCUCAUACUGGCUGAUAACAACAUCCAGGCCCUUCCAGAGCUCCCAGCUACCCUCAAACACAUCGACAUUCGCAAUAACCAGCUGAGGAGUUCAGCCAUGCAUACAGAGGCCUUUAUGAGGAUGAAGGAUCUUCAGUUCCUGUACUUGUCAAACAACAAAUUAGACUACAUUCCCGCCCCCCUCCCUGAGAACCUACGAGUGCUCCACCUGCAGAACAACAAUAUACAGAGUAUAGGCCAAGACACUUUCUGCAACACCCACGACAUAAACUACAUACGGAAAGCCCUGGAGGACAUCAGGCUUGACGGCAACCCUGUGGACAUCAAUCUUUACGCCCAGGCUUAUGUCUGCUUACCACGACUACCUAUAGGAACACCAGUUUAGGACAGCAUCCCCCGUUUUUCUAGAGUUUUUGUGUGUACGUGUGUAGUUUCUGAACUUUAAAACUCCUGUGUGAGCACAACAGUAUAAUUUGUAGCUAAAAGAUCAAAUACUUUAAAAUGUCACCAUAUCAAUAUCUAGGCAAUCGAAAUCUAUCUUUUAAAUUCCAACUUAUUUAGCCAGUCGUGCUAAGUAGGCAUUAAGUGACUAGCACUCAUUACGGUUCAAGUAGAAAUUGGCUCUGUUCCAAAAUCCAGUGAGCCACCACAGGUAAAAUCUUAAAUCAAAAAGCAAAAUAAGUGACCGUUUGAAACAGUUAUAGCUAGCAACACUGCAAAACCAAGAGAAGCCACUCACAGUUGAUUUUAACAGUGUUUGCAGUUAGCAUGUUGCUAAGCUAAUAGUAAAAAAAACCCCAUAUAAAUAAAUAGCACACAAAUACGUUUUAAAACGAUAAAUUCAUUAGUCGUGUAUAAAUCACUAAAUGACCUUUUCAAUCAACAUCAUACAUACAAAACUAAAAAAAAAUUGCUAUACAGUUCACUGCAAUUUCCAGCUAAAAUGAACACUCACUGGACAUUUCACUUUAAAAGUGUUGCAAAAUGUGCAACAGGCAAUAUAAUAUAAUUCUAUCACAUUCUCUUUAUUAUAUUUUUAUUAAAUGUCAGUGUUUUUGAUUGCACCACCAUUUUUUCUCUAAUGGCAUUGCUAUAUUUUCUGGGAUGUAGGAUAUAUGUAACGCUGACUUAGUUUGUUCACGAGAAGCAACGCUGCUAGCUAUCUUUUGGAUCAUGCUUCGUGUUCUGAUCAUGCCUAUGCUGUCUUAAAAAUAUCUUUGUAGGCAGAUCACUAGUUUUUGGAACAGAGACACUGAUUAGUCAUAACAAAGUUGCAGAGGAAGCCAGAGCAACAGUAUAGUGUACAACCACAACCGAUUCACCACAAUGUGGCGCCAUUCUCCAGCCCUUUCCAUCUGCUGUUACAAAUUUCUUCAUUUCUAUAGGCACUCAGCUCCAUCUGUCAGGUGUUUUUGUCAUUUAAUCUUAGUCUCAUGCUAAUGGCCUUUGAGAAUGCACUGUUCUGUAUGAACGAUGCUGCACGUUUGCUUGAUUUGCUCUAUCUGUUUCCCAUUCAACAGUUUUCAGGACGUUUAUACAGUGACAACUCAGCUGCAUCUAUUUUUAAAUCAAUUCGUUCAUGUACCACUGCAGGUGGUUUCUGAGGUUACUUAGCAACUGUCAAAUAUUUAUAGUUUGACAUUUACCCAUGAGCACAAUGUAAAGAUACUCCUAGAUUAUUUGCACUGGAUGUUAAGCACCUGUAAAGACAUAACAAAUAUAAUCCCGUGAGAAUGAACAGGUUUUCACACA
Messenger RNA from Puntigrus tetrazona (Sumatra barb), 3818 nucleotides. It is a transcript of the gene optc, whose product is annotated as opticin. Lineage: Eukaryota; Metazoa; Chordata; Actinopteri; Cypriniformes; Cyprinidae. The record is from RefSeq and is a predicted model, not a curated record. The transcript is spliced from 7 exons. Bases 1471 to 2451 code for a protein of 326 amino acids. Gene Ontology annotation, molecular function: protein binding.